UGAAACUGUUUCAGUGUUGCCCUAGACACGUGGUGUUUCCUAACCCAGCCACCGUACUGCCGUUAUCAUUAUCGUUUCCAUCUCCGAGAAAGAGAGAGACAGAGAGCGGGACCAGGGAGUGAGCAAGAAAAGCCAGGAAACAAGGUAGAGGAGGGUGAUGGACGAUGCUGAUCGCUGGAACGUGAAAAAUAUCGGUUGUCAGCGGCAAGAUAAGACGAUAUUCAACCGGAUGAUGCUCAGAUUCCGUCCGAUUGCACCGAAACCGGCCACCAGCGGCUCCAACUCUCUGCCGGAGAACAAAAACAACACUUUUGUUGCGAAAGCAAGGAAGAAGAGAAAGUACGUCAGACUUCGCACGGAUAAUAAUGGAUACAAGAAAAAGAAGAUGGUUCCUGUGGAAGAGAGCAAAGACGGGUUGGACAAGAAGAUUCUGACACUGCAACUGUUGCCUGAGAAAGAUCUAGACACCGGAGGCACCGGGUCUAAGGUGACACUGCAACUGUUGCCUGAGGGAGCUGAAAAGAAAGAUCUAGACACCGGAGACACCGGGUCUAAGGUUGAUCCUACCGCUGGGAAACUUGCAGCCGACGAUAAUGAGGAUGGGGACCCCCGAAUGGGGCUGAAGGACAAAAAAUGGGUGUUUGCUAGCGUGAAUCCCGAUGCCGAGUCAGAUCGGACAGUGGUUACGGCGGCGAUGAGGGUGGUGGAGUCCUGGGUGACAGUAGCUAGCGUGACAGACACGUGCAUGGAUGUACGAUGGUUAGGGUGUACGGACGGAGAAAUAAUUAAGAAUCUCGAAAGGGACACGUGUCCGGGGUUUAUAUCAGACGGCUUCGACAGGGUACAGUGGGUAAAUGAGGCGUAUAAGAGGAUGGUGAGUGAGGACGGUGACGGGCAGUUACCGGAGUGUACAGUGAGGUUGGUGGCGAAGGAGAAGUUUGAGUUUCCCUAUUUACACCCGGGGUUUACGGGUCAAGUGAGGCUACAGCAUACGUGGCGGAACCAGAAAUGUUCAAAGGUGAUGCCCUGUGAUGUGUGGAGGAUGGAGUUCGGAGGGUUUGCAUGGAGGUUGGACGUCAAGGCAGCGCUAAGUCUGGGGCUUUAGGAUGCGAAGCAAAUAUCAAACAUCAAAGCGAUCAGCUCUCAGUAACAAGGUUUUCUUUUAAUUACGCGGGGACUUCUAAAGUUGAAGAGAAGGGUGGGUACGUACUUGACGUGUGAGAGACUAGUAUUGUAGAAAGUGUACAUUUUGUAAUUAGAAUCAGAUCAAGACUAUGGUUUUCUAUUGCAAGCACUGUGAUUAAGACGGACGGACGGACGGGCCGGGGGACAAAGGUGAAGCCGGAGUACUCGUGCAUGGGUGGGUGAAAACCUAAAUAAAUUUUACUCGCCGAUGCAAGUGAUCAUCGUCAGAUGAUGCUUAAGUUUGUCUGAGAUUGCAUAUCAUGUCGUCUACCAUGCAAGAGGGAAGGAGCAACAUGAUAGGAGAGUGGACAUUAAUAUACUUUGGUGACAAGAAUGUUGACAAUAUAUAUGCAGCUAGCUAGCUACAUGUUUGGCAUCAACUUAUCUAAAGAACAUUUAAUUUAUGAAGGAAAUUUUCUUACUUCAA
Messenger RNA from Juglans microcarpa x Juglans regia, 1612 nucleotides. RefSeq lists its product as uncharacterized. NCBI's taxonomy places the organism in Eukaryota, Viridiplantae, Streptophyta, Magnoliopsida, Fagales, Juglandaceae. The record is from RefSeq and is a predicted model, not a curated record. Bases 158 to 1105 code for a protein of 315 amino acids. The transcript is spliced from 2 exons.